CUUGGAAAGUAUUUCAAAAAGGAGUCGCACAAGGAUCAGUGUUAGGGCCUCUCUUAUUUAACGUGUAUAUUAAUGACCUUUUUCUUCUGAUGAAUAGAGCCGAAAUAUGUAACUAUGCAGACGAUACCACUAUCUACAUAUGCCACUCUGAGGUCAAAAAUGUCAUUGGCGGACUAGAACAAAAUGUCAUCCAACUAUCAACCUGGAAUCCUGAAAACUAUAUGAAAUUAAAUGCAGACAAAUGUCAUUUUAUGAUUUUUGGCGAGAAAAAAGAAAAGAUGAAAUUAAAUGUGGGAAUGGCGGUAAUAGAGGAAAGUGACGAAGAAACAUUACUUGGAGUAACACUAGAUACAAAUCUUAACUUCAAAACUCAUGAGCAGACUCUUUGUAAAAAGGCCAGCCAAAAACUGCAUGCUUUAUUUCGCAUUUUGAUUUUCAUGGAAUCCAAAACAUGAAAUUGAUGAUGAGCACUUUUAUAAUGUGAUAAUUCAGCUACUGCCCAUUAAUCUGGAUGUUCCAUGACAAAAAUAUUAAUAACAAGAUAAACAGGAUACAGGAAAGGUCCCUUCGAAUCACAUACAAAGACAACACUUCUCCUUACGAGAAAUUGGUAGAAAAUGAUAUUUCGGUAUCUAUACAUCAGAAGAACCUACAGUUGCAUAAUCUGGAUUGCCCAUGGUUGAAAUUUACGAAACAAGGAAUCACUUGAAUUCCUCGUUUAUGAUGAAAAUUUUUGAGGAAAAGGCAAUGCCGUAUCGACUAAGAAGCUCGAGCAAUUUAAACCUACCAAAAGUGAGAACCACAUGCUAUGGUACAGACACCGUAAGGUUCAUCGGUCAAAGAAUAUAGGCAAAAUUACCUAUAGAAGAGAACACUUCAGUCUUUUUGACUGUUUUUAAAAAACAUCUUAAGACAACAAAAUGCAAACAUUGCAAUUGUAGGAUUUGCAAAACUUUUAUAUAUGGUUUAGGUUUUUUGUAAUUAUUAAAUAUUUCUUUUGUAUACACCUUUUGCAAAUAGUUGGCCUUAAUUAGCUUUUAUUUUUAGCUAUUUCGAACAGCCAACUUUAAAUUAAAGUAUUAGUAAUAAGGAGGGCAUGUCCUCGGUUUUGCCGACCCUGAUUGAAAUAACAAAACUGACUGUCCAGUUUUAAAUGGCUUGAGGUUCUUGAAAUUCUUAACGUUCAAGAUUGAUUAAAUUGUUUAAAAUUGAUAUUGUUUUUUCCUAACACAGCAUUAUCUAGGCUUCUACGUGCUAUAUCAUUGGCAUAUUGAAUAAGGUCUGUGACUAAAUGACAAUAAUCCGAAUGGCUAGCUGGAAUGCUUACAGGAGGUCCCAAUCCUUUUUCUGUAACCAACUUGUUGUGGAUUUCGGUUCACAUGAAUAUUUCCAAAAAGAACACACCACGUUUAUGUAGUUUUCUCCGAUUCCAAAUAAUUCUUUUAAGCAAUCACAUGCUAUAUUUUAAGAUUUAAAUCUACACAAGUCAACGCAUAGGCAAGUAAAAUGAGAAAGAGAGAAAACAGAUUUACCGAAAUAAAAGAAACAUAUUCACCGAAAUCUAUAGAUUACAUCAGUAAAUGGUGAGAAAAGGUGCCCAUGUCACAGAUCAAAGGACCCAUGGGUGAAAGUGAAAGGAUGGGCACAGUGCGAUCGCGUUCCAGUAUCCCUUGCAAAUCUUACCGCUGCUUAUCUAAAGUUCAUCAAAUUUCUAUGAUCAGAUUUUGCAAAAUAUUACCUCAACUUUACAAAGCUUCUUAGUAUUGCAUUUCUUGUAGCAUAGUUCGCCCCUCACUAAUGCUGGCUUGUCAAAGAAAUUUCACUUUUCCGCGUGUUCCACGUGUUCCGCGUAUUCCGCGUGUUCUGCGUGUUCCGCAUUUUCCGCGUUUUCGACCUGGCCUUGCUUGUCAAAGAAAUCCAGCAUCAAAUCCAAAUCCAGUAUAUAAUCAAAAAUGAAAGCAAAAUAAGUUUCUCCACGGGAUGAUGUUUUUAGAUAAAAGAUCGAUAGGCUGGAGACUGGGAUAAGCCGGUCAAAAAUUUCAAAUAUCGAAUUUUCGUAAAAACAAAAACAAAAGUCAAAUAACUAAGUCAAGAAACGUAAGACAAACAAAAGCAAAGGUCAAGGAACACAAAUUGAUUAAUUUAUCCUAGACCAAAGCAGGUUACUUUCGAGGCAAAAAGUCUCCCAUCGUUAGGACCACACAUUUUGAAUUCUUUGCCUAAAGAAAUUUAAUUAGAUAAAAAUUCCAACAUUCGAGAGACUGAUUAAACAUUGAGUUGGGCCAACUUGCGGCUGUAGUACUGUAGUUGUAUUUGUAGCUAGCAACCGAAAUAUGCCUAUCAAGUGUACAGUCUCAGUCGAUUUAUAUUAUUUUGUUUUUAAAUUGUGUGAAAUUAAAUCAAAAUAAGAUGGUAAAAAAGAAACAAAGUCCAAUUUUCGAUAACAACUUUGAUCUGUUUGUAAAAGGCAUGGUUUUCCAAUUGUUGAAUAAGGAACAAUUAAAUUUUUUACUGACUUGUCAUUAAAACAACUUCAAUUUAUUCGCUUUCAUGUAAAUGUUCUGUAACGUUCCAGAAUACACUUUUGAAGUCGUGUGCAUGUUGUCAAAAUGGCUAAGAAUUCAGUUAUUACGGGAGAAUUGUUUGAGGCACGCCUUAUACUAAAAUCUGGCUAAGUACACCAUAUUCUUACAACCUGGUAAUUAUAUCACAAUGUGACCAAGAGCACAGUUCAACUUGAAAAAUAUUGCAUUUAUUGCUUCACUCUACUGAUUCGAAAGAGGUUGCAGUAGUGAACCGAAUUUUUCAAGGAAAAGACCAUAUCGUUUUCGUACUUCUUUAAUUUUCUGCUGAAUUCCACAUACAACUGUUGCGUGACUCUACUUCACUCAUCCUUUACCUACACGUAGCGCGACACUACUCUACUUUCUUUAGUGUUUCUAUUUUGAUCUUUUGUAUAAAAUUGUUCCAUUUAUCUAAUAAUGCUGAUUAAUAUACCAAUAUUCUUAACUUCGGGUUUUUACUGCGAUUUAACCAUAUACCUGUGAAUCAUGCAUAAUUUUGUGUGUAUUUAUUGUAUGUUCCCACUAGGCUCUCAAACUUACUGUAUCCCUAAGUGUUUAAUUUGGUUCCUUAAACACGUGCAUAACUAAAUCUAUGCAUACUACUACUUAUAAUUUAAAAAUUUCCACCAAAACACGUGCGAGCACGUCUGCAGCACAAUAAAGGGGCAGGGCUAAAGAUCAAAUUUCCAUAAAAACUUCCAAAAAUUGGCAAUAUAUCUCACACUCUUUGAAAAAUUGUGUUGUUUUUGGGCGCUAUAGCCAGCCUGCCCCCAACCACUGCGUCUCUAAGUGAAACAAUAGAAAUUUUUGCAGCAUUAAUAAGUAGUUUUCCAGCAAACAAAAGAAACGAAAGUAGAAAAACACUCCUUUUAUAGAUCAAUUUUGACAGAUCACGCACUUUUAUGAACUUACUCGGACAAGAUGCAAACGCAAAGUUAUAUAUUGAACUACCAAUGUUGAGAAAAAACAGCCACAUUCGCAUACUAGAGCACGUCCAGAACAAACACUGUUAAUAAUAUCACGGAGCAGUCUAAUGCUGUAUAUUCGACGUUGCUCAAUAGAUUAUAUCUGGACAAGAAACUGGAAAAAGGAGUCAGGUUUGUUGUAGUUCUUGUCUUUUGCUGCCUUUUGUCAGGUGGAAUAAUACAUAAAGCUUCGUCUUCAGUGCAUUGAAGUCUUUUUAUUUCAAAAAUGAAUAAUACAACGCUUGCCGAAAACUACAGUUGCAGCUCACUCUGGCCACUUGGUAUGCCGAAGGCCCAUCUUUUCGUCUGGGCAUCACUUCUUGCCGUACUUUCUCCAGUUACGAUUGUAUCGAACCUCGUACUUAUUUAUGCUCUACAGAAGACAAAGCAGCUUGCAAGUAUUACAAACAAACUUGUAUGUAUUAUGUGCAUUUCAGAUCUUUGCACAGGCCUAUUUGUCCUUCCUGGUAUCACCGCGAUGAUUGCAUUGGAGGACAAACUUCGAAACUGCACCUUUGAGCUGACAAUGCAAUACAUGGCUUUUGUUCUGGCAUACUUUUCUUUCUUCAUCCUGAUGAGCGUAUCGCUUGACCGCUACUUACACGUAACGAAGCCCUAUCGCUACAAACAACUUGUCAACGAGUUCCGCAUGAAGGUACUUGUUGCGGCUGCGUUUCUAGUAUCGUGCACAGUUGCGGCGAUUUCAAUCACAUAUCCAUCAUUCGUGAUUCAAGUUAUUUUGAACGUAACGGAUAUUUCUUGCGUGGUUAUCGUCUUCAUCCUAUAUGUUUUUGUUUUUAAGAAGAUUUCCAAACACAAAGAAAAUAUUCGAAAGUUCAUGCGUGAAAACGGGGCCAAAAAAGCUAAGAGGGCCGCAUGCCGUGAGAUUUCAGCAACAAAAACAAUUCGUGUGCUACUCGUUACUUUGUUUGCGCUUUACCUACCAUAUAACUUUUCAUCAGCAGCCUGGACUUACUACAAGUUCAAGCUGGUGACUGAACCCGGUUUGGGGCUUGAUGUUGUCGAGUACAUUUCAUACAUAAUUGUGUUCGCAAACGCAAGCGCAAACGCAAUAAUCUUCGGGCUGGGAAACACGAGCACUAGAAGAUUCCUGAAACAGCUGGUUGGUUAUUCUUUAAAAAGUCAACAAUCAACUCUGUCUACGGAUGGUAUUGGAUCAGACGCUACAAGUGAAACAUCUAACGCUGGGAAGUAUAACGUCUAAAGUGACGUCAAAGGGAUAGGUACUCGAUGUAAUCAGGCCCAAGAAACAAAGCAAACCUAUUCCGCAUAGUCAGUGGUUUCGGAUUUACGAAAUGAAAGUGAAAUCAAGUUGAACGAAAAGAUAUUGUAUUAGGAUUUCUUGAUCAGAUUAUUUUCACAUUUAAUUGGCUAUUAUCUCGUUUUCUUCAUUCUUGGAAAUCAGCUGGCAAUAAAGUCUUGAAUGAUUUUUCUAGCAGCGGAUCAGCGUUUAACAGUGGGAAGUUUGAAGGCAUGGGAAAUGUGAAAAGGAAAGGGCGGCGGUCACUCUUUGCAAGGCACGCUUAAGUUUCACUUUCCGUCGUAAAUAAGAUUAAAAAUAGACGAUUAAAUGAACAAGGCUGAUAAGGUUGGACCGUAGGUGCUUUGAAAGUGCCACAUCAUUGUUUAGUAGUCGUCAUAACUAAAACAGCCGGUCGCAUAAUGAAAGAGUCAUCGAAACUGAACGAGGGUCGUUUACGCCAGUAGUGUCUGAAACCAAUGGAGCAAUGGUGAGGGAGUGCCUGAUAUAUCAUCAUUUCUAUAGCUUGCAGCCAAAUUAGCGAAAAACAGGGAGAAAAUAACUUGAAGUUGUCACGGAAAUUAAAGCUAAAAUGUCGCCGAAAUGUUCUUAUGCAAAAUAUAAAAAUUAACGCUCUUAUGCAAAAGUUGUUCGAAAACAGUCUUUUAACUACAGUUAACCUACAAUUUUGAUUACAAUUCCUUUGUUGAUUUAUAUGUUAAAAUAUAUGUUAACCUAUUUAAAUUAGCUGUAAUCAAAACUUCAUCUAAAAAAUCUGACUAAUCAAAUCAAAUCAAAUCAAAACUUUU
Molecule: messenger RNA, 5599 nt
Organism: Rhopilema esculentum
Lineage: Eukaryota; Metazoa; Cnidaria; Scyphozoa; Rhizostomeae; Rhizostomatidae
Product: histamine H2 receptor-like
Biological process (GO): G protein-coupled receptor signaling pathway
Cellular component (GO): membrane
Molecular function (GO): G protein-coupled receptor activity
Source: RefSeq, a predicted model, not a curated record